Molecule: messenger RNA, 795 nt
Organism: Rangifer tarandus platyrhynchus (Svalbard reindeer)
Lineage: Eukaryota; Metazoa; Chordata; Mammalia; Artiodactyla; Cervidae
Source: the annotation of a GenBank genome assembly
AUGGAAAUCUCGCCACAGACGAUUCCCAUCUGCUACAAGCAAAAGACCCUCCGCCCAGCUACCCCAGGGACCCCUUCCUCAGAAGGUACCUUCACCUCCAGCCUCUCAGCCCUCUCAUUUCCAUUCCACCCUUUAUUUCUCGAAACACAGCCUCCCAAGAAACUGUCCUUAAAGACCCUGUCUCCCGAGAACGACGCUCGCCAGCCCCUCAGGCCCCACUCUCCUGAAAGACAUCAGCGCGGCGCUACCCACUUAACCUCCAACACCGAGCCGCCACUGCCCCCGGCCGCCCUCUGGCCCCUGGCCCUGCCUCCCCUCCCCCUCCGACCUCCACAGCCCCUCAUCGCCGGAUCCCCGCCAGCCAAACCCCCUGCCCGCACGCUGCCCGUCCCUGGUCCUCGCCCAGCCUCGCCCGAGCCACACCGCACCGCCAGCCCUCUCACCGGCCGCCCCGCCGGUAAACGCUGCGCUCCAGCUCAGGGCUCAGUGUUUGGAGUCUCCCCCUCCGCCUUAGUGGCCCAGUCACAAAGCGUCAUGCCGCAGAAGCCUGUGCCCCUCACUCGGACGUCGCAGGCUAGCAGUCAGGCUCGACACCGGGACGGGUGUGUUUACAUCGAAUUCUCGCGACAGCUGGUUCGAAGCUCAAAGCACGUGGACAUGGCAGCUGCCAAUCACUUUUCGCUGGCCACUCAACCAUUCCGAACCCGCCUUCUGCCCCGCCCUUUUCGAUGUGUUUACCUUCCGGGAGCUGAGGCUGGUUUGCCCCCGGUGGGCUCCCGGGAGCCGGGGUGGUGA